Messenger RNA from Cuscuta campestris, 2097 nucleotides. Lineage: Eukaryota; Viridiplantae; Streptophyta; Magnoliopsida; Solanales; Convolvulaceae. The record is from the annotation of a GenBank genome assembly.
CUACCCACUCUAUCUUCUCAUUAGUUAUUAGUGGCCACUCAUUCAUUGUGCUCCUUCACCGCCAAGAGGCCAAGAGAGAGGGCGGAAUCUACUCAAAUGACGAAUAAAGCAACGACGAUGACCAGGACUUUCUCCAUUGUGGCAGCGACCAGGAUGGCUAAAGGUGCAGCGUCAAUGACUAAUUCCUCUAGUGUCGUUGACCGAGUCCUGGAAGAUAGAGAUGACAAAGGUGCAACGACAGUUAGGUUCUCUUGAAUCCAUUUUUCUAUCUUGUGAUGGUUCCAAGUCUACGAUUUUCUCACUAUUUAAGAUUUGUUUUGAUUUCAAUUUUUGUCUAUGUAUAUUUUCAGGUACUCCAUGUUCUUUAACAUACUCCAUAACUUCUAUUUUCUCCAAUUUUUUUUUUAUUUUUGUAUGUUAGUUCGUGGUUUUUUUGUUUUUCAGAUCUUGAAAAGUUAUGGGAAGAACCUUUUAAGCUCGUGUUCAUAUCGAAAUGUUGCAAUUCUACUGAGUUGCUUCCCAAAUUUUUUAGGAAAAAUUCAAAUCAUUACUCCCAAAAUUGCAUAGUUUUACAUAAAUACUCUGAGAUUUAAUAAAUGACACACAUGCUCCCAGAAUUUUCGUAUGUUUACAUCAAUACUCCAACAUUAAAAUAUGUUUGCAUCGGUGCCCCAACAUUUGGAGCAUAGAUAUAAACAUUAAUGAAUUCUUAGAGCAGCGAUGUAAACAUAUGAAAAUUUUGGGAGUAUUGACGUCAUUAAUUAAAUUUCGGAGUAUUUAUAUAAAAUUGUGUAAUUGUGGGAGUUAUGGUGUGAAUUUUUCCAAUUUUUUAUUUUGUAUUGAUUCCAAUCCAGAUGUAUGAAGUGUAUGAUGAAAUUUCAAGUCUUGGAUGUUGCACUUCUACUGUCAAUGUUGAUGUAAUUUGGUGUUUGGAUAUAAUUUAGGGUGAUUUAAUUUAAUGAGUUCUAUCUUUUUUUUUCUAACCAAACGCACCCUAAAUCGGAUCGAAUUACACGAAUUCAUCGUCGUCCUCAAUCUCAAACUGUCAGUGCAUUCGGAAUCGGGAGGAGUUCUCAAGAUGUUGAGGCUGAAGAGACUAACCUCAGCUUCUGUAUUUCUCAGUUCAAGAAGCUCGUUAGCACGCCAAGACAAUCUGUUGCGCCCCCUCAUCUCUCAACACAACCCGUAUCAAUGGUCUUCCCUUCGCUUCAUUGACAUUUACCAGCUUGGUAACAAGGCUGCGAUUGAGAAAGAACGCGCGAGGCUUUCAGAUGAACUGAGCAGGGGAUAUUUUGCUGACAUGUCUGAAAUGAAGGAACAUGGUGGUAAGAUUGCAAUGGCCAAUAAGAUCAUAAUACCUGCAAUAGCAGCUGUAAAAUUUCCUCCAUUAGAGGUGAAUUACUCUAACUGCUCCAUUCUCAAGCUGCCUAUUACUUGCUAUGGGAAAGAUAGUGCCGAUGCAAAUGUGCCGAGGGCAUCAUUGUUAUGUCUUUCUUUUCGUGCAAGCUCUGAGCCAAUGAUUCAUUCUUGGAGUGUGCCAUUUGUUGAUGCAUUCAGAGAUUCAAAUAAGGUCCACUUGUAUGAGAUAUCCUUUGUAGAUUCAUGGCUUUUAUCACGCAAUCCAAUGAAAAAGCUGCUUCUUCGUGUGAUGAAGAAACCUAAACCUGAUCUUCGGAAGGAUGAUGUAUUGCAAAGACAGAUUGUAUACUCAUUUGGUGACCAUUAUGAGUUCAGAAAAGAACUUAAAAUACUGAACCUCUUGACAGGGUACAUAUAUUUAGUGGACAAAUAUGGUAGAAUACGAUGGCAGGGUUUUGGUUCAGCAACACCAGAAGAGACGGCAUCACUCUUGUCAUGUACCUCAUUGCUAUUGCAAGAGGAAUGAAUGAAUGAAUGAAUGGAUGAUGGCCAAGACACUGUUUCCCUAUCCAUUCCUUUUUUUUUAGGCUUCAUCAUGCUAUAAUGACAGGCUUGACAAUAUGGAAAGGAAGUUAGCAAGUUUCUUGGAAACUGAUCUCUAGUCUUUGGAUGUUUGUCAAGGAUUCCUUAAAAUUUGCUGGCAUAGAUGUUGUGUAAUAAUGAAAUUAUUAUUGCCUU